AGCGGGCGACCCUCCUCACUCCCUUUGUGCACCGCAGCCGGGAAAUUCCGUGGCGCAACACUUUCCAGGAGCGAGUUGUCCUCCGGGCCGUGUCCUCUGAGGCGGAGUUUCCAAAAGAGGCAACGCGAAGGGCGUCGGGCAGGCGGGGCUCCUCUCCUCCUUCCUGCUAUAUAUCCUCCAGGUCAUCGUCCUCCUCGGGAGAAAUAAGAAGCCGGGACCCAGCCGAGCUGCCUGCCUGCCUUCCUGCCUUCCCCGAACCACGCUCCGCCGGACCCUGUUCAGAGAAAGGAGAUGAUGAAAUCGAUGCCUUUUUUCUAUAGCCCUCCUCCAAAAUCUGACAAAAACAAAGAUACCAGGAGCAAAGCAUCAACAUCAUCAGAAUCAGAGCUUGACUCUGUGUCACUUGAAUCUUCCAUAGAAGAAUCUCCGUACAAAGGAAACAUGACAUCUGGAAACCAGGGACGGGAUUCGGAAGAGUUUGAGGGGUCUCCUCUGGAAAUCAGUGGAAUCAAAAAGAAGCAAAAGGGACUCCGGAAAAAACUCGUUAAUGCUCUGUUUGAUAUGACUGGAAUAAAAAGCAGAGAAAAACCCAAAUUUAAGGAACCUCAGAAGGAAGAGAGCCAAUCCUUUACAGCUGACCAAAUCAGAUUACUAAUUCAGGAGCAAAAAUUCAUGGAAGCCAGUCAACAUCUCCUGGUCAUGGAAAGAGGAGCUAAUGGUGGUGACUCAGAGGGUAAAACUGAGGAGGAAAAGAUCGAUGAUCAGAAUGAAAUUGAAGACCUGCUUGGGCUUUUGAAGCAGGAAGUCCUCACCAUUGUACACUGUUCCAUCAGCAUUGCACAAUCUCAGCCAGAAUUGCUGCGGAAUGCAGUGAGAGCCAUUGUAGACCAAGUGAAGGAAGAUGAGAAAUCUAUGUCAGAAGAAAAGUCACCAGAGAAAACUGUGUGUUCUCGACCCAGAAAAUGGAAAGAGGACUGGAGAAAUUCAAUCGAAGCAUCUGUAAACAAGCGAAUGGACGUCCCCCCAUUUGAUGGGAAUGCUAAACUCUCUACCACGGCUCACACUUUCCUGCACAUGGGGAACACAAUGAAAAAGGAUCUUAUCACAGUGGUGCAAAAUAUUAAACCUCAUUACCCUGAGCAUUUUCAAGUGUGCAGCACUUAUGCCAAGUUUUACUACAACUGUUUCUCUUCUCAGCUGGAGACUAUUGCUCAGUUUGAACUAGGGAGAAAGGACACUUACCUUCUCCUCUCCUGGGUGCAGAACUUUUACCCAAAUCAAAUCAAACAUAACCCUGAUUUAGAGAAAGAUCUGAAAGGAGCCAAUCUUGGAAGCCUUUUACCACCGAGACAGAUCAAACAGCUCGAAGCUACAUACCUGGCUAACGAAGUGGAUUCUCUUAAACGCUGGUUGACUCAGUGCCUGAAAGUAGAAGCCUUGAGGUGGACGGAAGGAAUGGAACCAGUUCAACUGCAUGGUUAUUUUCACAGUGAACUGUCAAUAGAUGUCAUACAGGCCAUCCAUGGAGCACAAAAACGUGCUGAAGACAUUACCCUGGAGCUGGGCAAAAGCAUUUCAGACUUACUUAUGUCUGAAUUCUCAACUUUUCUGCAAAGUUACAAGAAAGAGCUUGAUACUUUCAUUAAGGACAACAAGCAACAACCUUACUUUGAGGCAACCAUCAUUGCAAACAUUAACAAUUCCUUGAGUUUUUGGACCCAUGCGAAAGAAAGCACAACAUCAUCAGCACAAGAUUACAUCAAAACGAAAAUUUUCACCACACUUAACGAAAUCCAGAAUGCUGGGUUCACUGCGCUCCUUCAAGGACUGUUUCAGCAGCUAGAGCCUCUUUUUAAAACGUUUACCCAGAAGAAGUGGAUCUCCUGCGAUGACGUUAUACAUGAGAUCAUAGCAACCACAAGUCGCUACAUUUCUACAUUCAGAACUCUCAAGGACCCUCUUUUUCAGACUGUCAUCGAAAAAAUACACCUCCACCUGGUCCGAGAACACAUUACAAGGCUUCUGAAAAAGAAAGUCAGCUUGAGGUCACCAGAACAGCAAAUCGCUUUGUCUGAUUUAGUCCAGAACAACGCUUUCACUCUGCAAACAUUUUGCACACUGAACGGGUCUAAUGCCACAUGGCUGAAUGCUGCAUUGCCAAGUCUAGCUGAAAUCAUCAGGCUCCAAGAUAUAAAUGCCAUCAUGCUUGAAGUUGGUGCCCUUACUCAGAAAUAUCCUGAUAUCAGCAAGAAGCAUCUGUCCACUAUCUUGUACAUCAAGGGCAACUUAUCUUACAGUGAACAGAGAAGCAUCUUGAAUGUGCUGGACAUUGCAGAAUAUUCCACGCUCCCUCCGGCAUUGUUGUUUUCAGCAAUCAAGGUGUCAUAGAUUUGGAUUAUAAAGCAUGGCCAAUGCGGCUUUCUUAGGUCAAAACAAUUCCCAUUCAUGAUUAACCCUAUUUCCUUUCUCGGCACAGCAACAUAAGUCAAGAAAGAUAACUUUGGCUCUUGGUUUUGUUGCUGUUGGGAAAGUGGCUUGUUCUUUAUAGCCAGUACAAAAUGUUAAGCCUGGAAUGAGCCAAAUGUGUAAUCCAUCCUAAUGCCAGGUCUCCAACAUUUCCUUUGUGGCUUCGGUCUUCCCAUCAAGAAAGUGGGGACAAGUUCUCACCAUGUUUCCAUUCUCAGGUGGCACUGGUACGAUGAUAAAAGUCUCCUCCAUUUUCUAUUUGUGUUUGUUUGGGGUUUUUUUUUCAUGUCAGGAGCAACUUGAGAAACUGCAAGUGGCUUCUGGUGUGAGAGAAUUGGCUGUCUGCAAGGACGUUGCCCAGGGGACGUCUGGAUGUUUUACCAUCCUGUGGGAGGCUUCUUUCAUGCCUCUGCAUGACAAGCUGGAGCUGACAAAUGGGAGCUCACCCCUCUCCCUGGAUUCAAACCGCCCACCUUUUGGUCAGCAGUCCUGCCAGCACAGGGGUUUAACCCAUUGUGCCACCAGGUUAAACCCUUGUUGUCAAAAUCACUUAAAAUGAAAAAAUAGUAUGGCACUUUGCAGAGUUUCUCUGGAGGGUGGAAAAAAGAUUUAAAUUGGAAAAGGAAACCAAAAGAGCAGACUGAAGAAGAAGCACAAUUCAGAUGGGAUCUUGAUUAAAUUUCCAAGAAUUGUUUCUCUUAGUAAAAAGUUAUCUCAAUUGUAGAUGAAUGUUUAUAUGAAGAUAGUAUUAUUGGGGACUUUUCCCCUUUUUUAUAUAAUUGUAUUUUUAUUUAGCAGCUAUUUGGCGAGCAAUGUAAUAUAAGAGCUGGUGUGUGUUUAGUUAAUUUGAAUUUCUGUUAAGCCACGAGCUCACUAAGGUGGCUUUAGACUAAGUUUUCUCUCCAGCCUAACUUUGUGAGACAAUCUUAAGUCUAGUUCUUUAACUAACUUGGAAAAUGAGCAAAAUACCACAUGUUAAUAAUAUUAUUGUAUGUGCCUCUAUAGAAACAAUUGUAAAUGUGAACAUACCUUUGUAUGUACUAUGCUUGAAUGUUGAUUUUUAUUUUCAACUGUUGGGUCUGUAAUAAUCCUGGAAUGUUUUCAUAUCCUGUUUUUUUUCUAACUAAAACACAUUUUCAUGAAAUUCA
This is a messenger RNA of Anolis sagrei ordinatus, 3614 nucleotides long. It is a transcript of the gene TNFAIP2, whose product is annotated as TNF alpha induced protein 2. NCBI's taxonomy places the organism in Eukaryota, Metazoa, Chordata, Lepidosauria, Squamata, Anolidae. Gene Ontology annotation, biological process: exocyst localization; exocytosis. The record is from RefSeq and is a predicted model, not a curated record. Gene Ontology annotation, cellular component: exocyst. Gene Ontology annotation, molecular function: SNARE binding.